AUUUAUUCUUCCAUGUCCCCACACACCAACAUCAACUUCUUCUUUACAGACUUCCCCUCUCUUCUUUCAUCAUUCAUGUUGUGCCUGUGAUGAUGUUUCUUCAUUCAUUCCCUUCCAAAGUUCCAACCCUCUUUGUUGCAGCUACUCCUCCACUGAUCUAGUCUGAUAUGGCUUUUACAGAGCAUAAGCUUUUUUAGUAAUGGCGGCUAUACGAUCCUUCUUCAGUGGUUGUUUCACCUCUCUGGUUCUCCUCUUCCAUCUGGGUUGCUUCGUAUUCCCAAGCACUGGUCGUAUUUCAACGAAGAAGCGGAAGGUAUCUCCCCUCUCCCCUUCUUCUACUCCAUCUUCUCUCAAAUCACCCCAGAAAGCUCUCUCCUCCUCCUGGUCCUUCCUUAAGCGGAUCUUCUACUUCACGAACCAGAAGAAAUAUUACGAAAUACAAAUCACACAUCCCACCACGACCUCAACCGUUUCAUCCGCUAGAUCAUCGCAGCAAUUGACGUUCGAUACGACCCCAUCUGCUGAUUCUGCUCCGCUGCGCAAGAGGCAAAACGGUUCCCGACAGGAGCCCGACAUAUCGCUCCAUCAUCAUUCAUUUCCCCUCCGAAACGAUAUCUUUCCGUGCCCAAUCUGCGGCGAGGUCUUUCAGAAAACGCAGCUUCUAGAACAGCACCAAUCGAUCAAACACGCCGUUUCGGAGCUCUUCGAUGGUGAUUCAGGAAAGAAUAUUGUUCAGAUCAUUUUCAAAGCGGGAUGGGACAAUAAAGGGAAGCAGAACCCCAUCAUUCACCAAAUCCUCAAAAUCCAUAACAGCCCCAAGAUACUAUCUAGGUUCGAAGAGUACAGAGAGAUUGUGAAGUCCAGAGCGGCACGAAACGGACUGAGGAGACGAGACGAGAGGUGUAUCGCUGACGGUAACGAGUUGUUGAGGUUUAACUGUUCAACGUUCACUUGUGGGCUGGGACAGAAAGGGAAUUCCAGCAUUUGUAAGCAGUCCUACUGCAGCGUAUGCGGGAUCAUAAGGUCGGGCUUUUCGGCGAAGAUGGACGGCAUAUCGACGCUUUCGAGCAGCUGGAGAGCACACGUGGCACUUCCGGAUGAGAUCGAGUCAGAGUUUGCGUUCAUGAACGUGAAGCGUGCCAUGUUGGUGUGCCGAGUUAUAGCGGGUCGGAUCGGAUGCGAAGGAGAACAGGAGGUAGUUGACAAGGAAGACGCGCAGUAUGAUUCGGUCGUAGGGAGGAACGGUGGAGCCCACUCUAGGUUGGAUGGAGAUGAGCUUUUCGUUUUUAAUCCGAGGGCGGUACUCCCUUGCUUUGUGAUUAUAUACAGCGUCAGUGUGUGAAGUGGUGUGUGUUAGUUUUGCUCCUCUUUACUUUCUUUCU
Messenger RNA from Telopea speciosissima, 1382 nucleotides. RefSeq lists its product as uncharacterized. Lineage: Eukaryota; Viridiplantae; Streptophyta; Magnoliopsida; Proteales; Proteaceae. The coding region runs from base 200 to 1342 and encodes 380 amino acids. The transcript has a single exon. The record is from RefSeq and is a predicted model, not a curated record.